Messenger RNA from Rhopalosiphum maidis (corn leaf aphid), 2011 nucleotides. It is a transcript of the gene Fitm, whose product is annotated as FIT family protein CG10671. Gene Ontology annotation, biological process: phospholipid biosynthetic process; lipid storage; lipid droplet organization. Gene Ontology annotation, cellular component: endoplasmic reticulum membrane. The transcript has a single exon. Bases 303 to 1289 code for a protein of 328 amino acids. Lineage: Eukaryota; Metazoa; Arthropoda; Insecta; Hemiptera; Aphididae. The record is from RefSeq and is a predicted model, not a curated record.
GAAUACUGAAUAAAUAAUUAAUGUUCACGUCGGUAAUGGACGUACGAAUGCCGAACGUUGAAUAACAGGUGAAAGUAAGACGUAACCGUGUGAGUACCAAAGUGUAAUCUCUGCUGUAUUCUGUUGCCGGAGACCGAAACGGUUAACGGCGAUCAAUCGUCGGGCGUACGGACUGCGGAAACGAUGUGAUACGGUUACCGGAUUGCGUGUCAUUACUUUGCGGAAUUAAAAAUACCUUUCGUUUGCACGUCGUUCGCGUGUGCAAACUAACGCGAUUCGAUCUUAGCGUUUCGGCCCCAGACAUGACCACCAAGCGGAGCACUCGGUCGGGGUCGAUCGAAUCGAACUACAUACCGACGGGUUUGGCCAUGAGAUCCGAGACCAAAGGCACGCUGUUGGUCAGGGAACCGACGACCGUGUCCAGCAUAUUCUUGACGGUGUUGCUGUUCGCGUGCAGAAAAUAUCUGUUUUUAUCGACGCACAAACGGCUGUUUGUGUAUUUGGUCUUGCUGGUCGCUUCCGUGGUCGGCGACUUUAUCAAGUUCCCGAAAAUCUACUUCGCCAACAGCGACACGUUUCUCAACCAGUACUUGGUCAAGUUGGGCUGGUUCUGGACCUUGCUGUGGACGCUUUCGUUUCUGAUAACCACCAGCAAGGUAUUUUGCCUCAACACUCGAUCCAGCAUUACCGUGCACGCCAGUCGCCUGGUCAUUGCCACGUUUUUCUGGUACUUUUGGACGAACGCUUUCAAUCGGCUCGAAGAUUAUUAUGGCAAGUGUUCUGGAGGCAAAGGACUGGGCCGAUCGUCGUGCAAGUCCGCUGGCCAUCAGUGGAGAUCGUUUGACAUAUCCGGUCACGUAUUCAUACUCAUAUAUAGUACGUUGGUGAUGAUAAGUGAAGCGAGGCCAAUCAUCGGCUGGGAUAAAAUUCAAGACGUGUUGAGAAAUGAAGAGAACGCACGCAAAGAAGGCAAAAGUGUGGCUACCACAUUUAGCAAUCUGAAGGAAGAUGAACUGCAAGAGAUGAAAACUGUCUACAAGCAGAUGACACCUUUUGUACAAAUUUUAUUCUUAGUAAUCACAAUUUUUGUGGCUGUUUGGGAGUUAAUGCUUAUCACGACGAUGAUGUAUUUCCACACAAUGCCUGAAAAACUAUUGGCAGGUAUAGUGGCAAUGUCGACUUGGUUUGUAACGUACAGAGCCUGGUACAGCUCGUCAUUUUUGCCCCCUCUGCCUGGUGACGGAUUCUUUAAAAAUCAAGCACUUCAAAAGAGUGAAAUAGGUAUUUAGUUAUUAGUACAAUAUCAUGACAAUAUAUUGGUGUUUUGUAUUUUUUUUCAAUAACAAAAUCUGUAUAUUUAUAUAUAGGUAAAGUACUAUAUUAUAUCUGUAUGUGCAGUGGCGUGGUGAAGAGAUAAUUGCCAGACAGCCUCUGAGUUUUUUUAUUGGGAUGGUGGGUUGGUGGGUGGAUGGAUGGGUAAUGGCCAAUAAAUAAUAAUUUAAUAAUCAAUUAUUUACCACUAUAGGAAGUUAAUAAAAGUGCCUUUAAAUUUUAAGUGGAUUGAUUGUUGGAAUAAUUGUCUACAGCUUUUGUAAAAUCUCAAAUUCAUCACGCCAUUAUGUAUGUGUUCAUUUUGAAUAACAAUUUUUACUAGUUUUAAAAUUUUUUUUGUUUUCAAUAUACAGUAGAGCGUUGAUCAUCCAUAUUAAUUGGGACCUAGAGGGGUAUGGUAUGGAUAAUCAAAUAUGCAUCAAAAAUAAAGUUAAAAAUUAAUUUCUUGUGUGUAUAAUAUAUUUAUAAUAUGAUACAUUAGAGCGAGUCGUAAUAGACAAUGAAAUAAUCUUGUAUUUUAUAAUGUAUAUACUAUAAAAUGAACAUAACGAAUUAUAAAACUAAAUGAAACAAAACAGAAAUUUGUACAAACAUUUUGUGAUGCGAAUAAUUGACACUCUACUGUAUUGAUAUAUAUAUUUAAAUUUUUGAUUGUUUUUAUUUAGGUUUUUUAUUAUUG